Zingiber officinale is the source of this 989-nucleotide messenger RNA. Its product is annotated as MLO-like protein 7. Gene Ontology annotation, cellular component: membrane; ribosome; cytosolic small ribosomal subunit. Gene Ontology annotation, biological process: defense response; translation. The coding region runs from base 57 to 893 and encodes 278 amino acids. NCBI's taxonomy places the organism in Eukaryota, Viridiplantae, Streptophyta, Magnoliopsida, Zingiberales, Zingiberaceae. Gene Ontology annotation, molecular function: mRNA binding; structural constituent of ribosome. The record is from RefSeq and is a predicted model, not a curated record. The transcript is spliced from 9 exons.
CGGCGGUCUCAAACCCUAAUUAGAAGAGUCGAAAACGUCGGAGUUGGGCGGCGAAGAUGACUUUCAAGCGCAGAAACGGCGGACGCAACAAGCACGGCAGAGGUCACGUGAACUUCAUCCGCUGCUCCAACUGCGGAAAGUGUUGCCCUAAGGACAAGGCUAUCAAGAGGUUUCUUGUGAGGAAUAUAGUGGAGCAAGCUGCUGUGAGGGAUGUGCAAGAGGCGUGUGCCUUUGAUGGAUACACACUUCCGAAGCUGUAUAUUAAGGUGCAGUAUUGUGUCUCCUGCGCAAUCCACUCGAAGGUUGUCAGGGUGAGGUCUCGCACUGAUAGGAGGAACCGAGAGCCACCACAGCGCUUCAGACGCCGGCGGUUUAUCAAGAGGCAAAAGAUAACUCUUUUUGAAGUUCUUGAGAAGGUGAAAGCCGAGUUGAUGAUUCUCGGCUUCAUGUCCUUGCUGUUGACGUUUAGUCAGGACCAGAUCGCGAAAAUCUGCGUGCCAAAGGCAGUUCCAGAUUCUAUGCUGCCAUGUCGCCCUGAUGCAGAGUCAACUGGCGGAAAUAAAAGGCGGCUGCUCGCGCUGGUGCUGACGGAGUCACACCUGAAGCGCAGGAUUUUAGCUGCUGAUGGUUCAGUGGUUGAAUGCCCCCCAGAAAAGGAGCAACUGAUUACUGCCACAAGCUUGCACCAGUUGCACAUUCUGAUCUUCUUUUUGGCUGUGUUUCAUGUGGUAAAUAGUGCUCUUAUAAUGAUCCUUGGAAGAGCAAAGAUACACAGAUGGAAGGACUGGGAAAAGGAUACGACAUCGGCUGAGUAUGCCUUCAUGACUGGUAUAUAUAUGUUCACUAUUCUUUGUUUUUUUGUCCCAGAUUUGCAUCCUUGGAUCCUAGUUUGAGUGGUAAAAGUGCAGAACCAGUAUAUCGUGAUGCAAAAGGGAAAGCUAUUUCAAAGGAAGAGCUACUGAAACCAAAGGAGGAAGAGAAACCAAAGG